AUGUCUCGGCUUCCUCCCGCUGCCAAGCUCCCCCUUGCUGUCCGCAAGAACGUCCGUGACGAGUGGGAGAACGUCAAGGCCGACUGGGAGAAGAAGUUCUCUGAUCUCCUUGGUGUCGAAUGGACCAUCAACAUCGACCCCCUCUCCAUCUACCCUUAUGCGGAGGAGAACUCGUACGGCUCCAACUCUCUGGGUGCCUGUAUCGCCAGCUAUAUCAGCGGAGCUGAGUGGCAGCUGAAGUACUUCAUCUCCAGUGCUGGUGACAUCGUCAAGGACGAGAUCAACACCCUCGCUCAUGCCCACGUCAUCACAAUGGACUUUGAUGAGGAGAAGCUCUUCAGCUACUGUGGCAGCAAGAUCACACCCACUGGUGAGCUCGCCAUCAUCUUCGCCGCCGGCAACCUCGGAACCAACAUCGACCAUGCCAUGGAGAAGAGCAACCUCACCAAGGCCCUCAACGCCGCCGACCAGGCCGGUAAGCCCAUGAGUCACUCGGCCCGCCUUGCCAUCGUCGAGGACUACGACUCCAAGAUUGGUCCCGUCCAGGAGAAGCUCAACAAGAUCCUGGGCAAGGAGAUCCCUCUCGUGCCCAACUUCGAGGCUGUCUAUGAGAAGCUCGCUGCCUCUUCUGACGUUCGCGACGACUACGCUACCAACCUAGGCAGCUUCGUCCGUGGCUACUUCGAGGGCCUCAACGACUACCUUACCUACCAGAAGUUUGACAGCGAUGAUAUGCUUCAGGAGGGUCUUGUCGAGACUCUUGAGGGCAACGCUGUCCACUUCCGAAUUGUCGACAAGAUGUCCAAGUCGUACAACGAGGCUGUCAUUGAGGAUGGCAUUCUCUACCUCCAGACCAACUCUGCCAACUUUGGAACCAACAUCCACCAGAUUGCUGAUGGUCUUGUUGACCUCCUGUAG
Ilyonectria robusta is the source of this 918-nucleotide messenger RNA. RefSeq lists its product as uncharacterized. Bases 1 to 918 code for a protein of 305 amino acids. The record is from RefSeq and is a predicted model, not a curated record. NCBI's taxonomy places the organism in Eukaryota, Fungi, Ascomycota, Sordariomycetes, Hypocreales, Nectriaceae. The transcript has 3 exons.